AUGACUGAAAGGAAUAGAAUAGAGUACCACAAGCAACAACUAAACUUUGCUAAAAAAGUCGGCGACAGGGCCGGACAAGGACGUGCCUAUGGCAAUCUCGGCAAUGCUUAUGACAGCCUUGGCCAAUUCCAACAAGCAAUAGAGUACCACAAGCAAGACCUGAGCAUUGCAAUAGAAGUCGGCGACAGGGCCGGACAAGGACGUGCCUAUUGCAAUCUCGGCAUUGCUUAUCACUGCCUUGGCCAAUUCCAACAAGCAAUAGAGUACCACAAGCAAGACCUGAGCAUUGCAAUAGAAGUCGGCGACAGGGCCGGACAAGGACGUGCCUAUGGCAAUCUCGGCAUUGCUUAUCAAUCUCGCCUUGGCCAAUUCCAACAAGCAAUAGAGUACCACAAGCAAGACCUGAGCAUUGCAAUAGAAGUCGGCGACAGGGCCGGACAAGGACGUGCCUAUGGAAUCUCGGCAAUGCUUAUCAAUCCCUAUUUCAACAAGCAAUAGAGUCCACGGCAAUGCUUCGGCGAUCACAUGCCUAUUGCAAUCUCGGCCAAUUCCAACAAGCAAUAGAGUACCACAAGCAACACCUGAGCAUUGCAAUAGAAGUCGGCGACAGGGCCGGACAAGGACGUGCCUAUGGCAAUCUCGGCAAUGCUUAUCAAUCCCUUGGCCAAUUCCAACAAGCAAUAGAGUACCACAAGCAACGCCUGAGCAUUGCAAUAGAAGUCGGCGACAGGGCCGGACAAGGACGUGCCUAUGGCAAUCUCGGCAAUGCUUAUCGCAGCCUUGGCCAAUUCCAACAAGCAAUAGAGUACCACAAGCAACACCUGAGCAUUGCAAUAGAAGUCGGCGACAGGGCCGGACAAGGACGUGCCUAUGGCAAUCUCGGCAAUGCUUAUCAAUCCCUUGGCCAAUUCCAACAAGCAAUAGAGUACCACAAGCAACACCUGAGCAUUGCAAUAGAAGUCGGCGACAGGGCCGGACAAGGACGUGCCUAUGGCAAUCUCGGCAAUGCUUAUCAAUGCCUUGGCCAAUUCCAACAAGCAAUAGAGUACCACAAGCAACACCUGAGCAUUGCAAUAGAAGUCGGCGACAGGGCCGGACAAGGACGUGCCUAUGGCAAUCUCGGCAUUGCUUAUCAAUGCCUUGGCCAAUUCCAACAAGCAAUAGAGUACCACAAGCAACACCUGAGCAUUGCAAUAGAAGUCGGCGACAGGGCCGGACAAGGACGUGCCUAUGGCAAUCUCGGCAAUGCUUAUCAAUCCCAAUUCAACAAGCAAUUCCAACAAGCAAUAGAGUACCACAAGCAACACCUGAGCAUUGCAAUAGAAGUCGGCGACAGGGCCGGACAAGGACGUGCCUAUGGCAAUCUCGGCAAUGCUUAUCAAUCCCUUGGCCAAUUCCAACAAGCAAUAGAGUACCACAAGCAACACCUGAGCAUUGCAAUAGAAGUCGGCGACAGGGGACAAGGACGGACAAGGACGUGCCUAUUCCAACAAUCUCGGCAAUGCAUUAAUAGAAUCCGACAGGGCCGGACAAGGACGGCCAAUUCCAACAAGCAAUUCCAGAGUACCACAAGCAACACCUGAGCAUUGCAAUAGAAGUCGGCGACAGGGCCGGACAAGGAGGGCUUAUCGCAGACUUGGUCAAUUCCAACAAGCAAUAGAGUACCAGGGAGCAUUGCAAUAGGACAGGGCCGGACAAGGACGUGCCUAUGGCAAUCUCGGCAAUGCUUAUUUAUCCUUCGAGGACUUCAAACAAUCAUGGGAACACCACAAGAAAAGCCUUAGCAUUGCAAUAGAAGUCGGCGACAGGAAUGAAGAAGGAAGGGCCUAUGGCGGUCUCGGCUUAGUUUGUAAAUCCCUCGGCGACUUCCAAGGAGCAAUAGAGCAUUAUAAGCAAAGCCUAAGCAUUGCUAAGGAAGUGGGCAACAGGUCCCGAGAGGGAUAUACUUAUGACAAUCUCGGCUGUGCUUAUUUAUCCCUUGAACAAUUCCAACAAGCAAUCGAGUACUACAAGCAACAGCUCAAAAUUGCUAAGGAAGUGGCUGACAUGUUCCUAGAAGGACGUGCCUAUCAGUACUUGGGUAUGGCUCAUAUGUUGUUAGGUUCUCUGGAUGAGGCUGUAGGUAAUUUCAAAUUCAGCGUAAAAGCGUUUGAUACUAUUAGGGCUAGUUUCAUUUCGGAAGAUACAUUGAAAAUAAGUUUUCAUGAGCUUUACGUAUCUAGCUAUCGUUAUUUAUGUCGAGUUCUUAUAGCGCUUCAAAAGACGGAUGAGGCUUUGUACUCGGCCGAACGGGGACGAGCAGCAGCUUUGCUAGAUGCCUUGAAAAUAAAGUAUGGCCUUACAUUCCUUUCGCCCAUUUCAAAUGAAACUGAGGAAGAUUUCGCAUGCAUUUCAAGGAACAUAUCUGUUUUGACAAUGUUUAUUGCAUUGGACGAAGAAACAAUAAACUUGUGGGUACUGGGAAAGAAAACCAACGCUAUUUUUAGGGAAUCAGUACUAAAUAGUGGAAGUGCACACGAAGAUCCCUUUGAUGCACUUUUGAAAGCUUCUUUGAAAAAAAUUGGGGCUGGCAGAGAUGUUAGAUGCGAGAAUCGGUCACUUGAUGUUUUAAGCGAUAAGUCAACUUCCAGUACUCUUGGUGAUGAUAAAAUAUCGAUUCCAUCGCACGAGAAUAUCGACUGGUUACAGCCAUUGCAUGAUAUAGUUUUUGGUCCCACUGAAGACUUACUUGAUGGCGAGGAACUGGUUGUAGUUCCUGACGGCGCUUUGUGUUUAGCUCCAUGGACAGCCCUAAGUGAAACUUUAAGGAUCCGUAUUAUUCCCUCACUGACAAGUUUGAAAGUAAUAAGAGAUUCUUCAAGUGAAUACCACAGUAAAACUGGCGCCCUGCUUGUUGGAGAUCCAUGUUUGAGGAAAGUUACAAAUAAAAGAGAUAUUCCCAUUUAUGAUCAACUGAAGUUCGCAAAAAAAGAGGUGGAGAUGAUUGGAAAACUUCUUAACAGCCAACCACUCACAGGGGAAGCUGCAACCAAAGAAGAGGUGUUUCGGAGAAUAGAUUCAGUCGCUUUGAUUCACAUUGCAGCACACGGAGGAAAGGAAACUGGUGAAAUUGCUUUGGCUCCCAACCCCGGGUGGCAAUCCAAGACUCGUAUCCCUACGGAAGAGGACUACAUGUUGAAAAUGUCUGAUUUACAGGCCAUUAAGCUGACAGCGAGGCUAGUUGGUUCUUAG
Messenger RNA from Porites lobata, 3231 nucleotides. NCBI's taxonomy places the organism in Eukaryota, Metazoa, Cnidaria, Anthozoa, Scleractinia, Poritidae. The record is from the annotation of a GenBank genome assembly.